GUAAUUUGAUCGGCGAAGAGUGGUGGGUGCGGAUGGAUUGUAGAAUCUGUAUGGCCACGGGGGACUUGUGGAUGAGACUGGGCGGCGUUGGUGGUGGGGUGGGUGACAUUGGAGGUGGGUUUAGCCACGAGAGUGAGCAUGACUUGGCGGUUAUGGUUAGUGAUUUCUUGGAAAAUGGAAGUAGUGGUGGGACAGAGUCAAGGUGGAGUAGCGACAGCGAUUNCUGUGAAGUCAGAUCAGGAGGUCGAAAAAGACACGAGGAACUCAGAGAACCAGUAGUAAAGUUCCCCUUGGGGAGAGAUUGUAGCUGA
Ilex paraguariensis (yerba mate) is the source of this 311-nucleotide messenger RNA. The record is from the annotation of a GenBank genome assembly. Lineage: Eukaryota; Viridiplantae; Streptophyta; Magnoliopsida; Aquifoliales; Aquifoliaceae.